GGUCGAGUUGUCGUUAGUGCACGUGAACAGUGUGUGUGUGUACUGUGGUCGUACUAAAACAUAACGUUGUCGUUAGGCGUACAACUUAACGUUAGGCGUACAUACUGUUCGUACUGUAGGCUAUCUAUUUCCCCAAAUUUGUCAUUUGUUGGAACAUAUGACACUGAUUAAAUGCAAGAUGUUGUACCCUAAAAAAAGGUGUAACUUAAGUUUUCGGCUUUCAUUCAAAUCAGCAUGCAUGAUCAGGAAGAGGACCCUCUAAAAAAAUUCUCUAUUUAUUGUUUUUUGUCCUACUGGCCAGCUGCCGCUUUGUUGGACCUGGCAGCCUUCAUAGAUGGCUUCUGCUGUCUGCCCACACUCCCCAACCCCAAUACACAUUACUAAAGUAAACGUUAUACAUGAAAUUAAUAUGUAUCCUUCCAUCUUUAACUUUCAGAAUGGCAAACAAAUCCGUUCGAUUUUACCCUGGCCUUGAUGUGAUUCUCUUGAGGGAGGUCUUGGCAAUUUCCAGCGAAGGAUUAUCAAAAACAGCAUGGGAGGGAAUCAACAAGAUAAUAAAUGAAGCCAUGAAGACAAAGAAUACUUAUGUAACACUGAGAGCAUGUAAAGAUCGCCUUCGUCACCUACAGAAUGCUCACCGAAGAAACGAAAUGAGUUCUUUACGAGCCUCCGGUACAGACGAGGAGUAUGAUGAACGGAGCCAGCUUCUAACAGAACUGGCUGAUUUGGAUGAGGAGAGGAAACAUGAAGAUGCCAAGAAAAAGAGUGAGGAGGAAGAAAAAGAAAAGCAGGGCCUAGCUAUUCGAGCAGCAGCGAUGGAAUCUCUUGUACCUGCAAAGAAGGCACCAGAUGGUGACAAAAAAGGUUAUUUUCUGACCUGAUUUAUUUAUGUUAUUUUAUUUAUUAAAUUACAUAUCCAACAACAUAUAAGCAGAGGUGGCUCUUUUAGGAUUUGUUUUUAUUUUUUAAGUUGUCAGAUAUUGCCUGAGAUCGCACCACAGAUCACCUACAAUCCAAAAAUUUG
This is a messenger RNA of Asterias rubens (European starfish), 1024 nucleotides long. RefSeq lists its product as uncharacterized. Bases 399 to 881 code for a protein of 160 amino acids. The transcript has 2 exons. NCBI's taxonomy places the organism in Eukaryota, Metazoa, Echinodermata, Asteroidea, Forcipulatida, Asteriidae. The record is from RefSeq and is a predicted model, not a curated record.